This is a messenger RNA of Epinephelus lanceolatus (giant grouper), 2239 nucleotides long. RefSeq names its product transcription factor 7 like 1b (gene tcf7l1b). NCBI's taxonomy places the organism in Eukaryota, Metazoa, Chordata, Actinopteri, Perciformes, Serranidae. Gene Ontology annotation, biological process: canonical Wnt signaling pathway; regulation of transcription by RNA polymerase II; generation of neurons. The record is from RefSeq and is a predicted model, not a curated record. Gene Ontology annotation, cellular component: beta-catenin-TCF complex; chromatin. Gene Ontology annotation, molecular function: RNA polymerase II cis-regulatory region sequence-specific DNA binding; DNA-binding transcription factor activity, RNA polymerase II-specific.
AUGCCUCAGCUGAACGGAGGUGGUGGGGAUGAUUUGGGGGCCAAUGAUGAGAUGAUUUCGUUUAAAGACGAAGGGGAGCAGGAGGAAAAGAUAUCCGAAAAUGUGUCAGCGGAAAGGGAUUUGGAUGAUGUGAAAUCCUCCUUAGUGAACGAGUCGGAAAACAACAGCAGCUCGUCAGACUCAGAGCAAGCUGAGAGGCGCCCCCAAACCAGACCAGACUCAGAAAGUUAUGAGAAAGCAAGAGACUACUUCAAUGAAGCACUGAGGAGGCAGCAAGAUGGUGGCUUUUUUAAGAGUCCUCACUAUCCAGGCUACCCGUUUCUCAUGAUCCCAGACCUUACCAAUCCAUACCUAUCCAACGGGUCACUGUCUCCGAGUGCACGAACAUACCUGCAGAUGAAAUGGCCUCUUUUGGAUGUCCCUGGAUCUGCAGCACUAAAAGACUCCCGUUCUCCAACACCGGGGCAUUUAUCCAAUAAAGUCCCAGUGGUGCAGCACGCCCACCAUGUUCACCCACUGACGCCCCUCAUCACCUACAGCAAUGAACACUUCUCCCCCGGCACGCCACCAUCACACCUCUCCCCAGAGAUCCUCGAUCCAAAGACAGGUAUUCCUCGGACACCUCACCCGUCGGAGCUCUCUCCAUACUAUCCCCUGUCUCCUGGCGCUGUUGGUUCCAUCGCACACCCUCUGGGCUGGCUCAUGCCACAGCAGGGCCAGCCCAUGUACUCCAUCCCUCCGGGGGGAUUCCGUCACCCUUAUCCAGCGCUAGCAAUGAAUGCAUCCAUGUCCAGCUUGGUGUCCAGCCGCUUCUCCCCUCACAUGGUGACUCCGCCACCGCACAGCCUCCACCAGACCGGCAUACCGCACCCUGCCAUCGUCUCCCCGGCUAUCAAACAGGAGCCCAGUGGUGACAUGAGUCCCUCGAUGCAUGCCAGGAAAUCCCCCGUUCCUCCCAAGAAAGAAGAGGACAAGAGGCCUCAUAUCAAGAAACCUCUGAAUGCUUUCAUGCUGUAUAUGAAGGAGAUGAGAGCCAAAGUAGUGGCAGAAUGCACUCUGAAAGAGAGCGCUGCCAUCAACCAGAUCCUUGGAAGACGGUGGCAUUCCCUGUCAAGAGAGGAACAAGCCAAAUACUAUGAGCUGGCCAGAAAAGAGAGGCAACUCCACUCCCAGCUCUAUCCAGGGUGGUCAGCACGAGACAACUAUGGGAAGCGGAAAAAGAGGAAGAGAGACAAUAAACCCGACUCAAAACCAGAAGACUUCUCGAUAAGAAGCAAGAAGCAGUGCGUGCAGUACCUGCCCUCGGAGAAGAUGUGUGACAGCCCGGCGUCGUCACAUGGCAGCAUGCUGGACUCGCCGGCCACUCCCUCUGCAGCCUUGGCCUCCCCGGCUGCUCCCGCCGCCACUCACUCCGAGCAGGCCCAGCCGUUAUCGCUCACCACCAAACCGGAGGGACGCGUGCACCACCACUUCUCCCUAGCCGGGAAGGCUUCUGGAUCCACAUCUUCUUCCUCCUCCUCCUCCUCCUCCUCCUCCUCCUCCUCCUCCUCCUCUUCCUCCUCCUCCUCCCACACCCACCUCUCCAUCCCAAUUGGUACUUCAGGUAGCCAGUCGACCACACCCAUCCUCACCCGGCCAAUCCCCUUCACCUCCCUGCACCCUUCCAUGCUCUCCCCACCUUCCCCUUUCCAUCAGGCAGCCCUUCACUCCCAUCAUGCCCUCUUCCAGUCGCAGCCCCUCUCUCUGGUCACCAAACCAACUGAAUGAAUCCGCAAAGGCAAUUCUCUCCCAUUUAUUGUGCUGUAUAUUGCUUUUCCUUAAAAUAGGUAUUAGAACUGCUUUUUUUCUAAAUAAUGAAAAGGAAGAAAUAUUAUUGGUCAAUAUUUGACUGCCUCCUUUUCUACAUCUCUCAAUGAAAACAAAAUGUAUUUUUUGUAAAAUUUACUGCAGAACUGGUUUCUUUUUGAUGCAUUUAUCCAAUGAACCUCUUGUAUAAAAGAACCAAUGUACAUAAAGUUUCUUUAUAAAAACAAAAAGGAACAAAAACAUGUUUUCUUUUUAGCCAAAACCUGAUUAAUGUUAGUAUUAAGUUUAAGUCAUAGUACUGGCCAAUAAUUGCCGCCCCCCUUUUGAAUUCACGAGUGUGUGCCCCUUCUUUGACAUGUUAAAUAAACAUUUGAAAUUGUUUCUUAAAAGAAAUGCCUCUUUUUGUCUUUUCACGUUCCACCAGUCGAUGCUU